Molecule: messenger RNA, 1084 nt
Organism: Darwinula stevensoni
Lineage: Eukaryota; Metazoa; Arthropoda; Ostracoda; Podocopida; Darwinulidae
Source: the annotation of a GenBank genome assembly
CCAGACUAUACCGUUGCAUAUCUCGCCCAUGUGCUAACGUCGUGAAACGUCGAUGCUUGUAAUCUAGUAACCUGAAUUGAUUUCGUCUUGCUUGAUUUAAGAAAUGGCUGAAAAUGUCAGAGUUUGUGACAUCGACCCAGAACUCAAGGAACAACUGCGACAGUUCAGGUUCCGCAAGGAUCAAAACAAUGCAGCUUUGAUCAUGAAGGUUGACAAAGACCACCACACUAUAUGUGUGGAUGAAGUCUUGGAGCAUGUUGGUGUGGAUGAAUUGAGGGAAGCCCUACCAGAGAGGCAGCCAAGAUACAUCGUUUACAGUUAUCGACUUGAGCAUGAUGAUGGACGGAUAUCAUUCCCCAUGGUUUUCAUAUUCUCCACCCCGCGUGAUUGCAAGCCUGAGCUACAGAUGAUGUAUGCUGGGACAAAGCUGGCUUUGGUAAAGGAAGCAGAGUUGACAAAAGUCUUUGAGAUACGGGAGCUGGAAGAGCUUACAGAGGACUGGCUACAGGAGAAGCUGAAAAGAUAAACUUGAUGAGCUUCCAGUCAUACCUGCCACCAACUGUUAUCGCACAAGACCAUGGCAUCCUACCAAAGUUCAUUGCAACUUAAAAAGACUGGAUUUUUUAUAUCAUAGUUAGGAUUUAUUGCAUGCUAUUGCUUAUUUUAUGUGUCUGAGUACUGAUGCAUUCCUUUAAUUUUAAUCAUAAUGCAAUGCUCUUCUCCCUGUAGUGCAUUGGUAUACAGCCAAAAGUGAAAGGAAAAAACUUGGCUAUGUCAUAGUGCUACUGGUAAAUUUGGAAUUAUUUGCAUAGCCAAAGAAAAUGAGAAUUCCCUGAAGGAAAACCUCAAUCCUGCUAUUUAAAAAAUAAGCAUUAUUUGCUUCAGGACUUUAUAGGAAUCAUAAGGUGGAAUGGUGAUGAAAAUGGCAGAAUACUUUUUUUGAGGAAUGAGGAAAGUUCUGUGCAUGUGAUUUUUUUUUAAAUCAGGGUUUCCUGCAGAUGUUGAAGCAGGCAAGGUUGAAUGAAGCAAAAAACUUGUAGGGAGACACGAAAUGGGAGGGGGCAAGUGCUGUCAAUCCUUUAUG